Messenger RNA from Melanotaenia boesemani (Boeseman's rainbowfish), 1714 nucleotides. Its product is annotated as major histocompatibility complex class I-related gene protein-like. The record is from RefSeq and is a predicted model, not a curated record. Gene Ontology annotation, biological process: immune response. Gene Ontology annotation, cellular component: external side of plasma membrane. The transcript has 4 exons. Bases 58 to 969 code for a protein of 303 amino acids. Lineage: Eukaryota; Metazoa; Chordata; Actinopteri; Atheriniformes; Melanotaeniidae.
CUGACUCUUACCACAGUCAGUCGGCUCUGCUCGAACUCAUAUUUCUACUUUAACAAAAUGAAGAUUUUAUUUGUGAUCCUCAUUUUCUGUCAAGUUGUUUCUUCAGUGAAAUAUGCCCUGACAUUGUACCAGACCGCCACUUCUGGAAUCCCAGAGUUUCCAGAGUUUGUGGGUGCUGGAACAGUAAAUGAAGUUCAGAUGGGUUACUGUGACAGCACCAUGCAGACAGCUGAACCCAAACAGGACUGGAUGCGGAAACUGUUUAAGGAUGACCCCCAACAACUGAAGUGGUAUUCUGAAAAGUGUCUUGAAAGUUUGCAUUUCUUCAGGGCCAACAUUGAUGACCUGUGGCGUCGUUUAAACCAAACCAAAGGUCCGCAAGUCUUACAGAAGAUGAAUGGUUGCUCGUGGGAUGAUGAGACUGGAGAAAUAAAAGGGUUUAAUCAGUAUGGCUACAACGGUGAAGACUUCUUAGUUUUCGACCUGCAGACACUGACGUGGAUUGCUCCUGUAACACAGGCUGUCAUCACUAAACUGAAAUGGGACACUGAGAAGGCCAGAUUGGAAUACAAUAAGUAUUAUUACUUCCACAUGUGUCCUGACUGGCUAAAGAAGUAUGUGCGCUAUGGGAAGAGCUCUCUGCAGAGAACAGAGCGUCCCUCGGUGUCUGUCCUCCAGAAGAGUCCCUCUUCUUUAGUCACAUGUCACGCCACAGGUUUCUACCCGGACACAGCUGACUUGUACUGGAGAAAAGAUGGAUAUGAGUUUCAUGAGGGUGUGUACAAAGGAGAAAUCCUCCCCAACCCUGAUGGGACCUUUCAGAUGAGUACUGAGCUUAAUAUUUCAUUAAUUUCACCUGAAGAGUGGAGGAAGUAUGACUGUACAUUUCAGCUGUCUGGUGUAGAAGAUGACGUCAUUACCAAACUGGAAGAAAAGGUGAUCAGGACAAACUAUGGUAAGACAGGAUAAGAAGUGGUGGUGGUUUGUGUUGUUGGUUUGUCUUGUUUUUGGUUUAUGUUCUUGGUUGUCAUCACAUUCUGAGGUUUUGUGUUCAUGGUCAUGUUUAGUUCUGUGUAGUUCUUGGUUUCUGCUCAUUAGUUCACCUGGUCUGAUUAUUCAUUCACCUCACCUGUGUCUAGUUAGUUCCUCUGUGUAUUUAUACUCCUUGGUUUCAGUUGUCCUUUCUUACACCAUCCAUCCUGUUUCCAUGUGGAUUUUUUCUGUUGUGAGGUUCUUGUUUCUCUGUUCAUGGGCUAAACACUCCUGCCUCUCCAUCCUGCAUUUGGGUCCUCAUUCCUGCCAAACCAUGACAUAUACCUAACCUAACUAUGUUAUCCUAAGCAAAAUGGGACAAAAUAAAAAAAAUAAGAUGUAUUCAUUCAACCACAGUCAGUAUUUCUGGUCUUGAGCUCCUCACCUUUUCCCACCAUGGAGGUCUUUAGAUGUGUACAGCCAAAGCCAGACCAAACGUGACUAGUGACAACUACAAGUAGACAUUAAGUAAACAGCAUAAAGGCAAUGACAUAAAGGAAAAAUACAUCUUGUUUCUUGGUUAUUAAUUCUUUAUCUGCAAAUAAGAAAACCAAAGAUUCAGAAGCAGUUUGAUGCAACAUCUUGCAGUUCAUAAUAAAGCUUUAUAAAGUUUUACUUUUUCAACCCGUAAUUUUUAGGCAAAAUGGUUCCUUCCUGGAAAUAAAAACAGAAAAAUAAGAAA